UUGUGCAGGUGUGUGUCUUCACCACAGACGCCAAGUUUACCAUCUAGAGGUUCUUAGACCUGUUUUAUUUUUCCAAUAUCUGGUACACGAAGGAAAAAAAGAAAGUUGUCGAUAUUUUAGAGUUAAUAUUCUUGCAAUAUUGAGUAGAUAAGGGGCUGAAUGUGUUGAAACCAUACAACAGGCCUGUGUGUUUUUUAAGGUUCCAGGAGCAAAUUUGUUUGCUUGAGUGGUCCCGCUUACCAUGUGUUUAGGUUUUUCUUAUUAAGCAAAAUAGUUUUUUGGAUUAUGUGAAGUGCAACCCUUGUAGGAUUUUAAGCUGCAACAGUGUUUUAACCUUAACUAAGAUAGCUUGGAUGUGUCUAGUGUUGUGAUCGUGCAUUUGCUGGAACAAGUGUUUGUUAGGAAAGUGUGUGCCUAUUUUUUUUUUUUCUGUUGAGUAUCUUCUCUGCAAUUGUUGAGGCCAUGAAAGAAGAGAUAGCCGCCGCUGUGUUUUUCAUUGCCCGGCUGGUAAAGAGAUACAGCGGUCUAGAUGGGGACGGUAGGAUGCGCUUCGCAGCCGCUCUGACGUCAUUACUGUUUGAGACUUAUAAAAACCACUGGGAGCCCAGCACACCAUGCAAAGGACAGGCGUACAGGUGUCUGCGAAUGAACCGAGUCAUGCUGAGGGACCCGGUGUUGGAGCAGGCCUGUGUCCGGAGCGGCGUGCGAUACGAGGGUCUGGGCCUGCCAAGGGAGCUCACCCUGUGGGUGGACCCAGGGGAAGUGUCCUGCAGAUAUGGCGAGAACACGGCUCCGUUCUGCGUAUCGCUGCUGAGUGGCGACAACCGCAGUGACCGGGAGUUCUCUCACCGCAUCCAGCGUGCGGUGGAGCGGGCCAGCCUGGACGUCCCCUCGGGGGCCUCCUCGGACGACGAGGAAGACGUCUCGUGCGGAGACACCAGCCGGAGCAGCAGCAGCUGCAGUAGCGGCAACCCAUCGGUGUCCCUCCAUCUCCCCGCGUCCGCCCCUCUCUCCCGACCAGAGCAGAAGACGAUCCCGACUGUCAGCAACCCCAACAGCAUCUACCAGUUCAACGAGUUUGCCACUAGCGUGCCCCAGCCCUGGGUCAACUACCCCAAGAGGAAGGCUUUUACCGGGGACGGAUUUCCGCCUCACUUCCCUACUGCUGCUGCCCUUCCUCCUCCGGGCCCCCAGUUCCAUGGGCAGAAGGCGUUUAGGUCCCAUCGACCAAGUUUGUCCUUUUCUGGCCCUCGUGUUGACAAGUACCAUUGGGUGAGCAAGUCCCGCUCAUAGGCUUGGACCACAUCCAGAACCUGGAGAGCUUAAUUUGUUCAAAGGUGCCGAAAAUCACUGUAGUCAGCUGCUCGUGACCUUGAAAGAAGAAUUAUUAAUUAUUAUUAUAUGAAUUAAGAAUUAUGGAACUUUUUUACAGGAUAAAAAAACGUUACGAUCUGACACAAAAUGAUUGUGUCUUGACGGUUGUAUUUUUAAAGGAUAACUGUUGAAUGAUUUAAAUUGUGAAGAUUAUGGUUUAAAGUGAUGCUGCUUAAGCAUGUUUUAAAAGUUUCAACUAUUUUAAAUAAAACAUAACUUCUAAAUGUAUUUUCAAGUAAUCUAAAUUUGUAUCAGAUGUAAAUAAACGGUUGA
Molecule: messenger RNA, 1647 nt
Organism: Gadus morhua (Atlantic cod)
Lineage: Eukaryota; Metazoa; Chordata; Actinopteri; Gadiformes; Gadidae
Gene: btg4
Product: B-cell translocation gene 4
Exons: 4
Coding region: 463-1293 (276 amino acids)
Cellular component (GO): cytoplasm; nucleus
Source: RefSeq, a predicted model, not a curated record